AUGUUAGUUGUGCAGUUUUUCCAUGCUUUCUUCAUGGUUAUAACACAGUAUGUAACACACGAUGACAAGUACUACGCUCUUAAUGGCUCUCCUCCUGAAUAUUUAUAAACAGGUUUAGUCUGAUUCGUGGUGAAGGGUCAUUCAAAGCAAAUGAAACCUGGGGCGCUGGAACUAGGCCUGACUUUGCAUGGCUUUCAUCAUAUACAAGGGUGACAGUUUUAUUCAAUGGCUUUCAAACCCCCACUUUAAAAAUUGUGCGCCACUGAAUGAAACAGAUCGCUUUGCACUAAACUAUGCAUGUAUACACGAGUAGAGACACCGCCCCCGUCGAGAGGAAUGCAGACACAGAUUCAAUCCAGCUCACCUGCACGAUAGCGCGCCUCGCCGGAGCACUCGCUCUUCACUUUAUUAUCAUUUUCAUCCGCUUCUAAAACACUUAAGAGAUCUGGAAACCGACUCAAAAGCACACAACAACAAGACCACCGUACUACACAACAAACCUCGCGAAGCAGAGAAGAGACAAUCGCCCCAGAAAACGCAGAUCAGGAGGGGCAAGUGAGCCCGUAACAGGACACACACCUGUUUGAAUGGCGGAGGAAAGUCGGGUGCCCCAAACGGAUUCGUGAAGGGUUAAAAUCUGCCAAGGCGAGGCAGAGAUUUCUCCCAUUGUCUCCUUCGAGUGGUGAGGGAGCGGUGAAGAGAGUGAGCAAUCUGUGCCAGGAGCCGGCCCCAUCUGUCCGGGACAUGUGCUGAAUAAACCCAUUGAAGUUCACACAGGACCCCCCUCUCCCCUCCUUCUCUCCUCUCAUUCCAUACUACAAGGAAUCUCAGAGGCAUCUCCAAUGGCAUUUGGCAGAGACAAGCCAAGCAAGGAUGCCUGCCAGGGGAUCCAAGCUCUGCAUGUGUGAAGGAAGAAAAAAAAGAAAACAGGAGAGAGCUGAAAAGAAGAGGAAGAAGAGAAAACAUAAUCAACCGAGGAUUCAGAAGGACUGUGUCGUCAUUGUAAGAUGUCUGAACUGGCUGAUCUCUCUCCACCGCGGACCCCGGCGGACCCACAGCAGAUCCAGAGGAACAUCCUGGAGGAGCAGGUGGAGCUGUGGUGGUUCCGCGACCCCAAGAAGUCGAUCCUGUGCUACUGCUCCUCGGUGCUCCUGAUCCUGGGCUGUGGGCUGGGAGGAGUGGGGCUGCUCUCCACCAGCAGCAGCCUGUCCAGCGAGUGGCGGCUGGGUGUGGGCACGGCGCUAUGCCUCCUGGCCUUGGCUGUGCUCCUCAAGCAGCUGCUGAGCUCUGCCAUCCAGGACAUGAACUGCGUGCGCAGCCGGCAGCGCAUCGAGAUGCUCCGGAGCGGCGGCGUCUCCGACCACCUCGUCAUCCUGGCCACCGGGCUGGUCCUGCUGCUCUGCGGGGCGGUCCUGCUCAUCCUGUCCGACUCCAGCGGGCUGCCCAAGCCAGGCUUCGUCCUCAACGAGAUGUUCAUUUCUGGGGCUGUGCUGGCAGCUGCAGGGGCGGUGACUGUGUUCUCUCUGUUUGCCUACGUUGUCGUCACCAGGCUUCGGAACCCCGCGGGCGGAGGGCAGAGAUUCUUGAACGCCGGCCUCGGCAUCUUCACCGUCUCUGGAAGGAUGGCAGAGAGCGCGAGGGAGACCACCUCCAGCAUGGCCAACUUGAUUUAACUCUUCUAAAAGUCUGCUGUAACAGAGGUCCUUGUAAAGGAUGUGGUGACUCCAUUGUUCCUAGCAGUGAUGAUGACAUUGUUUGUGUGUCUGAUUUCCGCGUUCCUGCCGCGGUUCUGCUCCGUGAGAUAUGUGGCUUUGCCGAUGGCCAUCUUCAGAAGGUCUGGAGUGUGCUGAAGUCGUAACUGCAAUGGGAUUUGUGUACUUGAUAUAAAAGUCAACUGUAACAGAGGUUUCUACGAAGAGGUCUCUGUUAUCCGUAGGAGUGCAGUGAGACGAAGAUGUGAAAUUAUUUGUUCACUUUACAAUACUAUUUAUGUAUGGUUGAGAUUGAAUUGUAUUAUUAGAUAAACUGUUUUGGAAAUGUACUUGUAAGACAAGAGUACUGUAGAGCACACAGUACCUGUGUACAUGUCCGUCUGUCUGUUAACACAGCAAUAUCUCUCUCUCGCUCUCUCUCUCUCUCUCUCUCUCUCUCUCUCUCUCUCACACACCGUUGUUGUGAUUAAAUAUUUGCCAUAGUUCAAAACCAAGCAACAAUCUACAAUCUGCCCUGAGUCUUGCACGUUGUUUUUUGCACUGAUUACAGAGGAAUGCAUUUUGUCAAUGAUGUUUAUGAAAAGAGCAAUAAUUAGAAAUAAUUUCAGAAAUUUCUUUGGGCACUUUUAAUAAAUAAUAUAUUGGAAUUACAGUUUGUCAGUCACCGAGGACACUUCUCCUUUCAAUUCUUAACAGUGAUGCAGAUUUAAGAUGAGAAUGUAUGAACAAGGUGAAGGGGUGUCAGCCCCUUCCAAAGAGCUUCUCAAACCAGGUGAGACAGUUUCAUUUAUAUAGCAGUGUGCAGAUGUAUGAGAACACCCCAUUGCUUCUGUAGUUUUGAUUUGUUGUGCCUGUGAAACCAAACCACUGAAACUGAAAUUUUUCAAAUUAGUUAUUGUCUAAUUUAAUUGAUGACUUUAUUAGGUCACACAUCCAGUUCAUUUAACACAGAGCCACAAAUGGUAAAAUGCAGGAGACUUUUUAGAAGUUGUUUAAGACACCUAAUUAAAGCAGAAAGUGGUGUAACAUUUUCACACAAGUGGCUGUUGUUUCUAUAUCGCUGAUUCCUGAGUGGAAAUGUACAUUCUCACACCCUGAGGUGUUCUCGCAGGUAGCUAUAUAAAGGAUAUAAAUGAUCCAUCUUGAGUUGUUCUCAUACGUUUGAUCAUGACUGUUUAAUGUAACACUAGUUAAUUCAUGAAAGCAAGCGAGUCACAGCCUAGUGAAUACACUGUAGAGUUCAACUUUACCACAGGUCGGGAAGUACGCUUUAUAUCCUUGAGGCAGAAAGCCAGAGUUCACGAAUCUUGAUUCAUUGUGUCCUGGUAAAAGAUCCCAGAGUGGAGGCUGUAUGCUUACCACACAGGCCUCCAUCAAAGUGGGGCUGGCCCAUCUUCGUGAUACAGGAAAUCUAGGAGAGUGUUGAUCACCAUUUCCUGAUUACCAUUCCUAGGGGAAGCUGAAUACAGGCGUCAUUUAAAUGAAUGAGAUGUCUCGCGCCCUUUCUUCAUUAUAUUGACACAAAUAUAAUAAACCCCAAUUACAGUGCUCUGAAGAGUGAUGGUCCUCCAUGGUUUAGUUCAGUUGAUUGCACUGCUGUUCAGCAUCGAUUAAUCAACACAAGGUAAUCCCUAUGGACGUGAUUUCCCAAUGUGAGUCUUUCAAAUUGUAAUGCAAAAAAUGAUAAUGUCUAAUACGAUACUGCGGAUGAGAUUGCAAUGCUGCUAAUAAAAUGAACAGGGCAUGAUUCAUGUGUAUGUGUCCCUGGCAUUUUAGCAGGUCAGAAUGGCUGUUUUGCAAAGUGAUGAAAAUGUGAAGCCCCCUUGUACAUUACAAAUGUGAUAUUUAUCGUGUUCAGGUGUUUUUGAUAUGGUGCAAGUAAAGAUUUGAACU
Molecule: messenger RNA, 3605 nt
Organism: Polyodon spathula (Mississippi paddlefish)
Lineage: Eukaryota; Metazoa; Chordata; Actinopteri; Acipenseriformes; Polyodontidae
Product: transmembrane protein 125-like
Exons: 3
Coding region: 1008-1673 (221 amino acids)
Source: RefSeq, a predicted model, not a curated record